AUGUUUGCCGCCGGAAAAAUAAAGGCGAUGCAUGAGACAGUCAGCUUGAAAAUUGACACUUUUUUGGAGAUUUUGGAGGAAAAAUCAAGAAAUUCAGAAGAGAAAUUUGAUAUCUAUGAAGAUUUCCAACGCCUCUCCCUUGACAUCAUCGGAAAAUGUGCAUUUGCGAUUGAUAGUAACUGUCAGAGAGAUGAAACUGAUGUAUUCUAUGUGCAGGCGAGGAAGUUUGUGUCAAGUGUCGAUAUUCGGAAGAGUUGGAUUCUCAUAGCUUCUUUCAUGCUCCCCGAGCUCUCUUGGAUAUGGAAAGCUCUCUACCGAUUCACUGAUUUAGCCGCUGCAGAGAUCCCUCUGAUAAAUGGAUUAUCGGAUAUAUACGAAAGAAGACUCGCCGGAGAAGGAUAUGACAGUGUCGACCUCCUGAAACUCCUUCUUGACAGAGGGAUGUCUAAAAAAGAGGUCACUGAAAAUUGUUUCGCAUUUCUCAUAGCUGGAUACGAAACGUCCAGUACGGCUAUGGUUUAUGGGGCGUAUUUGUUGGCAAAGUAUCCGGAUGUUCAGCGGAAAUUAUAUGAAGAAAUAAAGAAAAUGAAAACGAGUGAUCUGAGUUAUGAAUCAAUUCAUCAAAUGAAAUAUUUGGACGCUUUUUAUAAGGAGACACUUAGAUACUAUCCGCCCGUUAUUCAUUUCAAUGCAAAAGUGUGCCAAUCCGACAUCACAAUCCGCAACCAAUUCUAUCCGAAAGGAUGUGUCGUGAAAGCUCAACCCUACACAAUCCAUCGGUUAUCUUCUAAUUGGGAACGCCCCGAAGAAUUCGAUCCGAAUCGUUUUUUAUUCUCCGAAGAAAGUUCAAGUAAACUGAGAUGGAUCCCUUUUGGUAUCGGACCCCGUUACUGUAUCGGGAUGAGGUUCGCUGAGAUGGAAUUCAAGACAACGAUGGUGAAGUUGGUGGAGAAGUUCGAGUUGGGAAUAAGGGAAGGGGAAGAUCGAGAUUUGAUUCCGGAAUGUGUUGGUGUUAUAUUAAGACCAAAGGGACCGGUUAGGUUGGAGUUGAAGCUGCGGUAA
Molecule: messenger RNA, 1062 nt
Organism: Caenorhabditis remanei
Lineage: Eukaryota; Metazoa; Nematoda; Chromadorea; Rhabditida; Rhabditidae
Exons: 5
Coding region: 1-1062 (353 amino acids)
Molecular function (GO): monooxygenase activity; heme binding; oxidoreductase activity, acting on paired donors, with incorporation or reduction of molecular oxygen
Source: RefSeq, a predicted model, not a curated record